Racocetra persica is the source of this 561-nucleotide messenger RNA. NCBI's taxonomy places the organism in Eukaryota, Fungi, Glomeromycota, Glomeromycetes, Diversisporales, Gigasporaceae. The record is from the annotation of a GenBank genome assembly.
AUGCCCGAAGAAUGGUUUAACAACCCUGAUGAAAUUUUAGGGGCUCCUGGGGCAACUGCAACUGAAGGUGCCAAACUAACCAAGGUAAAAACUAAUACUCGCAAGUUAAAAGAUAUCUUUUUAGUAUUAGAUAGCACUAUUCAUAACUUAUUAGCGAUUGGAAAAUUCGCCCAAGCCUUUAAUUUUAAAUUUGUAGACUUAAAAGAAAGAUUUGGAGAAGUAAUUGAAACCAGCUUGCCUAAUGGUUAUAAAAUAGUAAUGUUCGACAAGCGAGUAAUGGUAUUAAAACCGCGAGAAAACAAAAAAGGGCUAGAACACAAAUACGAAACAGAAACUCAAACUAACUGGUUCUUUAUGCCAAUCGACAAAGUUUAUUUUGGAGGACACGGAAAGAUAAUCAGAGCAUAUCUUCAUGCAGACGAAUUAGAUAAUGCCACAUGCACUAUAUGCGGAAAAAGUGAAAAGAUGAUGAACAGAAUUUACUUUGAGGAUGGCCACCAAGAAACUACCUGCGAUGAUUGUCAAGCUGAAUUUGAACAAAUACAACGCCAUUUAAACUAA